GUCGCACCGCAGCUACCUCACCCUCGUCUUCAUCAUGUGCAUCGACGGCAACAGCGGACCUCUCUCCAUCCGUUACGUCACCGCCCAGCUCGAGGCCCUCUGGCACAACGCGAACGACUGCGCCCCGCAUGCGGCCCACUACGACUACAAGUCGAACGAGUACGAGGGCAGCCGGUAUAUCCGGGCUCUGCGUGAGUUCCACUUCCUCACUAGGCGUGCCACCACCGGCCUGCGCGAAGACGACCUGUUCUUCUCGGCCAAGUUCGCGAUGCCGGAGCUCAAGUUCCUGUGCAACCACACGGUCUUCCUUCGCCUGAACAUCGAGUCGGGCCACCUGAACUUGUCCUACAAGGACUCGGCGAAGCUGAGCGCACGCGCCGAUCACUCGAAGAACAUUGCGUUGAAGGACGUCGAGGUUGUGUUCGCGCUUCCGAUUCUGCGGAGCAACAUCAGCGGACGCGACGAAAAGAUCGGCAACCUGGGUGCCAGGCACCUGGUCCAGAUGAUGAUCUUCGCUCUCGACCAGGAGAAGUUUGUGAGGUUCACGCUGGGCGACAACAAGCUGAGCGAUGACGCCAAGGAGGCGUUCCAAUUCUACCUGAAGCACUACUUGCUCUUCCUGCAGACGUCGGGCAACCAUGUAAUGUUCGACUUGGCUGACUUUGACGACUCUAAGCACCGUCCGCGGAUCGACUACUCGGUUCUCCGGACGGAGAGUACGGAUGAGCUGCGGCAGCUGAUCCGCAAAGAUAUCAGGAUUCUCGACAAGGUUGACCCGGCACUGAUCGCGCAGUUCUACCAGAUGCACUGGCAGAAUGCGUGUGGCAAGCGGAAUGGACCGGCAUGGGGCAAGCUCGAUCUGUGUCUGGCGACGAUCUGCAGCGACUGGAUCAACGGAUGUUCGCUGGAGAACAUCCACUUCUUCAUCAACUUCCACUCUCCGACGGUCGAGCCUCUGUGCAAUCAGGAGGUGAUCAUCAAGUUCCACAUCAAGGAGCUCGGGUUCUUCGAGAAGGCUGGCAUCAACGACACCGUGACCCCAAAGGUGGACCUCUCUGACCAGCAGUGGCAGUUCGCCUUCAUCGUCAAGUGUGUCAGGGCCGAAGGCCUCGGCGUGGUGACCUUGGACCUCGACACCGCACGCUUCUCUCGCUUCGACUCGUUCUUCGGCAACGGCGAGCCCGAUGAGCAGACCAAGCAUUACAUCGACCUCAUGAUCAAAUUCUUCUCCCACGACUACAUCGACAUCCUCGCCCGCUUCAGCCUCCACAUCAUCCUCGGCCUGCCCCUCGCGCCGGACAGCUUCGGCAGGGACUACGCGGCCGAGUGGACGGAGACGGAGGAGAACGAGGGCGACCACUUCGCCAGGAAGCACACUCACGCGAUGAUGUGGUCCGAGCGGAUCCAGCACACGCCAGUCUACCCUGGCUGCCACGAGGUCGUUGCGCUCUCUGAGGAGACCAUUAAUCGAGUCCUGCGGAGCCGAUUGGAGACGGUGCGGGAGUGGCAGAUCGGCAAUUUGUUCUCGAUCAACAUUCUAGACCUGAAGGUCCGGCUGCUGACGAGCGGCAAGGCAAUCAUCUACAUCCAAGCGAACGGCAUGAUUGCAGUCCGCAAACGGGAGAAGUCGCUCAAGUGGUGGACGAGGCUGUUCUGGAUGCAUCCUCAGCCGACCGACCAGCUCGACACCGUCGACUUUGAGGCCGUCACGCUCGCAUACGAGGUAGACAUCUCCAAGGUCCCGCACGACUUCCUCAUCGUCGAGGUCGACACCGUUGUCACGGACUACUACAAGACCUGGACUAGUCGCUUCGUAGAGACGCUUCGCCGCGGCACAGAUCACAGCCGAGACGUGGAACAGACCAUCACGGUGGAUGCUGUCCACCUCAUGCACUUCAUCUUGAACCUCAAGGGUGCACGCUACGUCGAGGAACUUUCGAUCGUCACCGACCUCGGCACCGACGACACCUCGCUCGAGAAGCUCAACACCAUCAGGCAGUACAUCCCCGAGUACCUCGCCGCCCUCACCCACUACGGCCACAACAUCCUCCACACCGUCCCCAUCUGCAAGCUUCCCCGCACCGACAAGCCCUCGGACCUGUUCGCGUUCACGGACGUCGACCACCGCGUUCUCACCAAGAAGGAGAUCAACAUUGACACCUGCCUCAACUUCGAGACCCUUGAGACCGAGAUCCCGCUCGUCGUCAUCUACGGCGUCACCGGUGGUGCCAGGAUGCCGACGUUCAGUGGCAAAUGGGCCGCCGGCUGGCAGGCUGUCGGUCGCGAGUCUGUCGGCACGCUGGGCCUGUCGCGUGAGAUUUUCCUGCAGCGGUACAUUCUCGAGCAGCUCAAGAACGUCAAUGCGAUGACGACGAUCAUCCCCAAGAACGUCGAUGUCGUUGACGAUGUCUGGCACGUUGACCUGACGACAUGGUACCUGCACCCGACGCGGAACCAGUCCAAGGUUGGGUGCCAGUGGAAGCCGGUCAAGUCCGAGUCGCUGGACUUCAUGGAGUACGAGUGGAAGUACCGCGACGAGUGGAAUCACGAGCACGAGGGUCACUCCGAGGACACAGCCAACGGCGAAUACUACCUUCACUGCAACACGAAGAACUCGCUCAUCAUCCCGACCAUGUUCGACCCCAAGGGUAUCGAGCUCGACCUCCGCGGCGAGACCACCGUCAAGGUCGGUGGCAAGCACAACGGCCAGAAGUGGAGCCGGUCCACCGUCGGCACCUGGGGUGCCAAGAUCAAGCUCGACACCUCCAACGGCCUCAAGAUCGUCGUCGACCGCAUUCCCAUCCAGGUCAAGCCAACCGUCGAGACUUGCACCGACUCGUGGACAUUCGACCCGAGUACGAUCCACUUCCAGAACUUGUCGCUCAAGAGCGAUGCGCUCGACGGGCUCGUCAUCGGACAGCUUCGCCACCUCCUCGAGGCGUCCUGGGAAUACUGUGUCAUGGGUAUCCAGUCCAUCAAGCUUCGCGCGCCCGUCAUCACUCGUGACGGCGACUUCAUCUGCGAGCUCGACCUCGACAAGGACAUGGUUCGCCCUCCGAUGCUCGACGUCGCGGAGUGGGUCAAGUACAGGACCAGGUGGUAUUCUGAGUGGGUCGAGAACGGCAAGCUGAAGGCGCGGGACUACGGUCAGAUCCGUGGCGAGUACACGGUCGACAAGGACGGCAGGGUCGAUACCACGCCGGUGGCAGACCGCGGCGUCCCCACGGCAGAAGAGCCCGUCACCAUACCCUACAACGUCGCCAAUGGUCAAGCGCAGCCCAAUGGCACAGCUGCUAAGGCGGUCGAUCCCGCUCCCGCUCCGACUCCUGCUAAGGCUCCUGCUCCUGCUAAUGGCGCCGCUGGGACCAACGGUGCUGCUGCUCCUCAGCCCACUCCUGAGCCUGCUACAGCUGCCGCGUGAACAGCCCUUUCCGAGCCCACCUCGACCCCACACACUAUGGUGUGAGCUAUCGGACUUGAACAAUCUGUUAGUGUAUCUGGCUGCUGUUUUCCCAUCUUUGUUGUCUGUUGUGCUAUUGUUCUGUAAUACGGCUGGGUCUAUAUGCAUAUUUUUCUUCUCGCUCGACCCCUCAAGAGCCCGAGAUAUAAAUCAUCGUUUGACCCUGUCAUCAAUUUGGUGGAGAUGCGCUGUCUGCAACUCGUCUUAGUAAUGUAAGAGCGAUAUCACCCUCGUCUGAGUAGCCUUCUACGGUAGAAUCCGAUCUUCCCCUGCUCUGCUCACCGGACGUCGAGCCGCUUCGUUUAUGGAGCUUACCGAUGUUCAACGAGCGUCCAAACUCGUCCAGCCCCUGGCUGAAAUGUCGAUACACAGCUGACUUUGUCUGCACCGCGCUAGGCGAAACGAGGUCGAUAUCUGAG
Messenger RNA from Phanerochaete carnosa HHB-10118-sp, 3879 nucleotides. RefSeq lists its product as uncharacterized. The transcript has 13 exons. The coding region runs from base 35 to 3421 and encodes 1128 amino acids. Lineage: Eukaryota; Fungi; Basidiomycota; Agaricomycetes; Polyporales; Phanerochaetaceae. The record is from RefSeq and is a predicted model, not a curated record.